This is a messenger RNA of Lolium perenne, 411 nucleotides long. Lineage: Eukaryota; Viridiplantae; Streptophyta; Magnoliopsida; Poales; Poaceae. The record is from RefSeq and is a predicted model, not a curated record.
AUGCUCAACCGCCAGAUGCGCGAAGGAAGGGCCGAGAGGCGGGCACGGAUGCAGGCGGCAAAGGCGAAGAACGACGAGGCAGAUCAAUCGCGCGGAGACGACGGAAACGACGCCGCCGAGGCUGCCCCGCUCGCCAUCGCCGCCCACCGCGCCGCCGCUCACCGCUCGCCGUCGCCCGCCGCCGUCGGCGCGCCGUCCGCCGAUCCGCCGUCCGCACACCGCGCCGCCGCCCACCGCCACGCCCGCCAGCGCGCCUGCGCAUUUGUCCAUCGCGCCGUCCGCCCGCCGCUGCGCCGUCCGCCCGCCGCCGUCCGCUCGCCGCCGUCCGCCGCCCGUCCGCCCGACCGCCGCCGGCCCGCCGCCGUCCGCCGUGCCGCUCGCCAUGCGCUCUCCUCUCCAUUGCGGCGCUAA